AUGAUUCGCAGCCAUCGUGGCUCAAGAUUGUCAGUCUUCAGUUGUCUGUGGAGUAUUGGCACAUACAUGUGCAUGAGAAGGACAAGUCCCAGGAUUUGGGCUUUGCUGCCGCUGGUUGCCCAGGGGUACCGCGACUCCUGGCAGGAUUCCACCUUGGAGGUGUCUGCAGCCUCAGCCGCCACCCCGUCCGCUGAGGCCAAUACCGUCCAGAGAGGGCCAGGGUCGGAGUGGGCUAGUGAUUGCGAGGCUAACCCCCUGCAGUGCGCGAACGACGCCAUCCCCAACGCCUGCAACUCAAGCCUCAGCAGUUGCAGGGCUGUCGUGUCCACGGUGCACCUCCUGAGCAUUGACACUGAUUCGCGGGUGAGAAGCGCAAUUGCCGAGAUAUCCAUCCCGGCAAUCUGUGCACGUGCAGCGGACUUGUGCGAGGAGGUCUUUCUGUUGGUGGCAAACAUUAGCAGCGAUGAGUCGGAGUUCGUGAGGCAGAGUGUCGCUGAGCAUGCGCUCCCAGCGGCUUGCAACGCCGCGCGCUGCCACGCAGUGUUCCCAUAUCUGCUCAGCCUCAGCGAGGACCCAAGUGUGAAAGUAAGAAGGGCCAUUGCCGUGUACGCACUGCCUGCAGCGUGUGCUGCCGAUCUAUGUGAGCAGGUGCUCCCAGUCCUGCUCAGGAUGAGCAGGGACUUGAGCAAUAAUGCGGAGCCGGUCCGAGAAGCAGUCGCCUCGGCUGCCCUUCCUGCGGCGUUUGAGGCGCGCGUCGGCUGCAGCGCAGCGCUGGCCAUUCUGCAGGUGUUGGAGGACGACGAGAAUAUGGUGGUGAGGGCUGAAGUUGCCAGGCUCUCCUUGCCUGCCGCCUGCACUCAUGGCUGCUGCGAUGCUGCCAUCCAGUCUCUCAUACGUCUCGGCAAGGACAAGAAGCCACGAGUGAGGAAAAACAUAGCCUGGUACGCUUUGCCGCUGGCUUGCAGCUCGAAUCGGUCAAGAGAUCUCAUUCCGACAAUAUCUUCGUUAACGAUGGACGGUGAGGCCGGAGUCAGAACUCGCACUGCACGACGCCUCCUCCCCGCGGCGUGCAGAGCUGGACUCUGUGGAGGCAUGCUGUCCGACAUGCAGAGGCUUGCGACCGACAGUGGCGAUGUGGUGGAGCCGCUUGCUCACAAUGCUGUGCCGCGGGCGUGCGCAGCGGAUGCGGGUCUUUGCGAGAAGCUCAUGCCCACAAUUCAGAGUAUGGGCCACCACCCAGGAGAGAAAGUGAGGCUCGCUGUGGCAGACACCGCCUUGGCAGUCUGUACGGGCACUCUCUGCGACCAGUUCCUGCCGUUACUGCGCAGCUUGAGCAAUGAUACAAGCGCUCUUGUCAGCGCCAGUGCCAAACGGAGCUUGCACGUAUGCGCUCAACGAAGCCAACUCCGCGCUGAGUACGCCGCAAUCGGGGACCUCUCGAGGCAGGCAAACCAGCCAAUGGCGUUCAGCGUUGAUCAUGUGCUGCAAGUCCCCGCUGGGGUCGCGAUGACUCUGGCGGGCCGGCAUCCUGUCAAGUUGGCUGCGCACCGGUGCCCCAAUUGGAAAGCCUGCCCAGGAAAUAAUGGCACACGUCUCAGCGCAGAUCCUUCUUCGAGCCAGCCCACAUGCGGUCUUCGGACCGUAUCCCCUGGCCCCUGCGAAGACGGCUUUGACCCAGAGGUGCCAGGUUGCGCAGGGUGUCUACAUGAAUACCGUCGGUCGACCACAGAUCCGUUCAAGUGCAAAGCAUGCGGGAAGUACGUGUCCGACAUCCUCUGGUUUCUCCUAGCUCCGCUUGGCGUCUUCCUGGUCGGCAUGAAGUCCGCGCUGAACCCGAAAUCCGAGCGCUUCGGCAGUCUGUACAAGAUAACCAUGGCAUACGUCACGUCUUCCUUCUUGAUCCUGAACGCGCUGCUGUCUUCACCCAUUGGCAAGGACAUCGCUGGAAAGGCUCGGAACGCUUUUAGCUUGUCGCUCACGGCUGCCGAUGGGAUCUCGGGCUUCAAAGUGGGCACUAUCGACUGCUUGCUGGGGCGGCCAGCAGACGUGGGCGAAUGGAUUGUGGCCUCCAACGUGGUGCCCCUGUCACUGCUGUUCAUAUCGAUCGUGGUCGCCUCAGCUUGGGGUUGCAUGUGCACCACUGACGAGGGCCUCGUCACUCUUGUGGUGCGGCCCAUCCUCGUUGUUACCAAUAGCUUUCUCCCAUCGAUGCUCACAGCAUUCUUGCACAGCUGGCCGUGCUAUCAUACACAGAAGAUGGGCGACCUCACCGAACGGAUGAUGAUGUACCAAAUCAGGAGCCCAUGUCCCAGCUAUACCUCAUGGCACUCCUUGCUGGGUGUCAUUGGUUGUACUCUGCUUCUGGCCAGUGGGCCAGGCUUGUGGUGUGUGCUGUUGGCCAUGUCUGAGAAGGGUGAUGAAACCGACUACGCGGAGCGCCAGAGGUGGGAUGCCCGCCUCAUGUUCUUGACGGGUGCCUACAAAGCCAAGACGCGGUGGUGGGAAGUUGUAGUCAUGGUGCGAAAGGUGGCUUUCGCCAUCAUCGUGGCACUCUGCCCGCAGUCAUACGCGUUGGGCACCCAUUUGCUCGCUGUUCUCAUGGUCCUUGGCGUGGCACUGUCAUUACAUUUGACGGUGAGGCCGUAUGCCGUGCCUGAUUCUGAGUGUAUUGCACAGGACGGUAAACCGCUCUUCUCGUUGAAUUUGCUCGAGGCAAGCUCCCUCACCAUCAGUUUCUUGUGCAUGGGUGCCACAGCGUACGUGACCACCGAUACCUGGUCGCAGUCAAAGCUGGUCAGCCUCACCCUGGUGCACGCUGCAGUGUUCCUGCUCUCAGCUUUCGGCACGCUGCUGUUCUGCCUGCUCGCCUAUGAGGGCCUCCCAAAGCUGAAGGGCAUGGCGCGUGCUUCAAUCUUCUCCUCGGGCGAGACGGCGACUCUGGAGAGCUCGGCCGAGGGGCAGCAGUCCGAGGACAGCGGCGUCUCCGGGGACCGGUCCGUUCUGAGAUUUGCCCCGUACUACUGCGUCAUGUUCUUCGCCGUGCUGGUUCCCGACCUCAUCGCGGUGUUCGUUUACUCGCCCGUGGGGCUAGGGCCAGACAUCUACGACGGCAUCACGAGCUCUGGUUCGAACCUACUCGGCAACUGUAUGGCGAUCGUAUCGGCUUGCUGGUUGACGGUUCUGUUUGUUUUCGACAUGUUCGACGCCGCCAUGUGGGAACAUUGGGUAAAGGCGGUCGUCCGCUUUCUCAGCAUCGUGAUCCUCGUAGUUCUAGUCUUCACUGGCUUGACACUCAAAUCCGUGAAAUGCCCAUGGGCGCCACUAUUGAUGUGCAUGGUUGCCACGGUGUGCCUUCUCGCCGUCAAGCGCGUCCAGUGCAGUGGGUCCGCCGUGGGCUUGCCGCACUUUUAUCUGGCGACAGCAAUCUGCUACGGCAUGUGCGCAACCGCGAUGCUCGUUGUAUGGAUCUUUUGGGUAAUGUCUGCAGACGGCCCACGAGAUCUGUGGUGGAACACAGACACCGAGCGCUGGCUGGUUCACAAGUACGCUGGGGUCUACCGAGUGCUGACUCCCGUCGAGCUGGCGUCGGAGUCGUCGCCGCUUGAGCUGCAGGAGUAUUGCCUUCACAGGUCGUUGAUACACAGCGGCAUCGGGAGCGCGGACAUCCAGGACGCGGAGGCAGGAAAUGAGGGAUGA
Messenger RNA from Prorocentrum cordatum, 3696 nucleotides. The record is from the annotation of a GenBank genome assembly. NCBI's taxonomy places the organism in Eukaryota, Dinophyceae, Prorocentrales, Prorocentraceae.